UGAGAAUGACUUAAGUAAAUAAAAACUGUCCAAAAUUUAUCUUAAUAAUGUUUUUAAUCAAUACUCCAAAAAAUAGAGAACCGUUUGGAUUGGAUCACAAGUAUUUGGAAAGAUUCUUAAAAAAAAGAUGGGCUAUUCUCACGCCGUCGGCGUCGUCGGAGUUCUGAUUCUCGCACACGCCGCCUACUCCACUAUUCAGUAUAGAUCUUUGCUGAAGAUUACUGAAGAGCAGUUUAUGGGCCCACCGAUCACUGUAGUUGUGGAGUUGGUUGCAGGAUUGUUUCUCUGUUUGUGGGCUGCUUUAACUGUGCCGGGCAAAUUCUUGUCGAUUCUCCCCCAAUCAGAUGAAAACAGGGUAGUUGCCUUACCUUUCAAUCUGGAUUUCAUGAUCUUCAAUCAUCGUGGAAAAGCUUUUUCUUUGGGUAUCGAUAUGAAGAUGAAGUGAGAUCUAGGGACCAAAAGUAACUGAAAAUAGAUGUUACCUUUACUGAAACAAGAGGUAUUAGUUUCAUCUCAGUGAGAUGAUAUAAGGAUGUUUGUUUGCUACUCCACAUUUUAGUCAAUUGCAAAGUUAGAAUCUUUUUAAUGGUUCUCA
This is a messenger RNA of Salvia splendens (bonfire salvia), 595 nucleotides long. Its product is annotated as membrane magnesium transporter. Gene Ontology annotation, cellular component: plasma membrane; early endosome; EMC complex. The transcript is spliced from 4 exons. Lineage: Eukaryota; Viridiplantae; Streptophyta; Magnoliopsida; Lamiales; Lamiaceae. The coding region runs from base 128 to 445 and encodes 105 amino acids. The record is from RefSeq and is a predicted model, not a curated record.